GACACCAAAAGAAGAGAACCUUCCUCAGUGCGCCCGGAAGAAGCUCCGUUUUACUCUAGAGACGAGCCUGGACGGACACGGUAAUGACUGCAUGAGAAAACUGUCAGGACUUCGGGGGAUUUAAAACAUGUCCGCUGUUUUUUACGCCUUUCUUCUCCUCUGGUACUUCCAAACCAGCACUGUCAGAGCUGAGCUGAAACACCCCAAAAACUUGGCCAUGAUUACCUUGAACACCAAUUACAUGCUGACCUGGGAUUGGGACCAGAGUUCAUCAGAGAGUGGCGCUGUCAACUUCACCACACAAUACGUGGCGAAGUACAAGCUGACUUCUAAACGACUGUCGAAAAAAAAAAGUCCGGUUUGGAUCACGGCGUGUGAGAAGACUUGGCGUAGGUCAUGUGACCUUACAAAGUUCAGUCUGUACUAUCUGGGCAUCUAUGUACUUCGUGUACAAGCCAACGUGAACGGGGAUGUUUCCGCCUGGGAGCAGAAGGAAUUCUGCCCUGAUACAGAUGCUGAUUUGGGUCCUCCAAACAAAGUGGAUCUGUCUCCUGCUGGAAGUGACCUCGACGUUUUUAUCUCUGAUCCUGUGACCAGCACCAACAUCUCCAUGAAGGAAAAUCAUCCCGAGCUGUAUUACCACGUUGUUUACUGGGAACGCUCUGCAGGGCAACAGGCUGUAGGAACCCAAACGUUGGAUAGCAGUGCCAACAUAGUGACUCUGCCAAACCUGAAGCCCUGGACAUGGUACUGUGUGAGAGUCCAGUCACGCUACGACUACUACAACAAGAAGAGCAUCUUCAGCUCGCCACACUGUAUGCAGACCGAAGGUGCCACUCCCUGGUGGCAGAUCUUCAUGUACUUCAUGGCCUCUCUCGUGACCACCUUCUUGGUCAUAUUGCUACCACUCUACAGCUGUUUUCGGUGCUACAAGACUCUUAAGGAAACGUGGUUCCCAUCCGUCCUACUACCCACACCAAUCCAGUAUCUCUGGGACUCAACUGGGUACGAUAUUCCUCGCCUCGUCUCCCCAGAAUCAGACUCCGAGCUGUUGUGUGAUAGGGUGACCGUUGAACCACUGCUCCACAUUCUUCCCCCUGAGGCCGUCCCGGCACCCCUUUCAUGCCUGGAGCCAGACAGCAGACAUAGUCGUCAGGACAGCAGUGGCAGUGGAGACUCAGGAGUGUACUCCACGGGGGGCAGCUCCGGCCUGCGGCAGCCCAACACCAGCCAUUCCUCCACAUUGGCCGAAGUCUUUGACUUGGUACAAGUGAAGAUACAGGACAUGGCUCCAGGACUCAAGGCUCAACAUGUGAACGUAGACGAGGGCAUUGUAGACAUGUGCGUUUGAAGGAAAGCAUGCAAAAAGAUGUCUGUUGAGCAGAGCAGAAAGUGAGAAAGACAGGUUUGUGGUAACAUGUGUAGCGUGCCUUUUCUCCAGCCUCACUGUGAAACAAAGAUCGGACUAUUACCAGUACAAGAUGAUGUGUGACACACCCAGAAGAAGACUGAUCCGCUGUGAUGUCAUCCAAUGUUUUCAUUUCUCUCUUCAGAUUCUAUACGUUUGUCGUUAAGUAUGGAUUAAUUCAUUUAUUUUGUAUAGCUCAAAAUCGCAAAUUACAAAUUUGCCUCAGAGGGCUUUACAGUCUGUACAUAUGCAACAUCCUCUGUCCCGAAACCCUCACAUCUGCACAGGAAAACUCCCCAAAAAAUGAAAAACCCUUCCAUGGGGAAAAAAGGGAAGAAACCUCAGGAAGAACGUCAGAGGAGGAUCCCUCUCCCGGGAUGGACAGACUGCAAUGGAUGUCAUGUGUACAGAAUGAACAACGUAAAAGAUGUACAAUACAUUAAAUUCCUAUAACAGAAAUUAUUCAAAUAAUUGCAAGUAGUAAGCCAGGUGUACGAUAGGACCACUGCAGGGACAUUAGGUUGCAGUGUAUUUGUAUUGCAGUCUGCAUCAAUCCUGACUUUUAGCUCUUUGUUACCGGUUACACGGAUUGAGUAUAUUAACUGCAUGUAGGACAAUUACACUUCAACAGCUCCAGUGGCACUGAUGGCCAUUUGAGGGGUUUAGUCCUACUGACGACGUGAUUUAGUUCAUGCAUCUCCCGUGGAUCUUUCCAAGGUAAGCCUGUCUUCAUUUUAACAAGCUCUACAUUAUUUCGGUGGAAUUUAUGAUUCUUGUAGAAUCUUGGUACCAAAUUGUUUUUUUGCUCUUUAUGACAAGUAGAUUUUCUUUUAUAUUUGUUUGGAAGAUAUAUUAUUUCCACCUCCGUCUAUUCUCCAUGUUUGAGUUUUGAGUAAGAAACUUGAUGGUAACUGACCUUGCAUCUACACAUUGAUAGUUCAGAAUUCUCUAUGUUCACAUCGAUCAGCAAAGAUGGAGGAGGAGUCCUUUAACCACAAUGUCGGGGCUUUGAUCCCAGCUCCUGCUGUCUGUAUGUUGAGGGUUCCUGGCCGCUGGUGCUUACGAUGGGUUAAAUGCAGACAUCGUAUUUCUUGACAUACCUUGAUGGAUAUCAGUGUUGUGUUUUUUGAGGCAGUCAGAAGCUAGGCAAACCGAAAUGUUCCAGGUCUAUCUAAGCUUGCAUAAAUCUGUGAGCUCAACUUUGAUUUAUUUUCCUGAAGCUUGAUCCAGUUUUACUCUGACCCCAAGUUCAGAUCUGCAUUGCCUUAUCACGUCCAUCUGUUAAACAAUGUACUGGUGACUUAAGUGGUAAUGUUAGUGUACGUGUCGCCCAACUAUUCCAUAUAAAGCAUCCGUGUCAAUCCUGUAAAUGUAAUAAAUAAUAGCAUUGGGUAUUCAUCAUUUAAA
This is a messenger RNA of Gasterosteus aculeatus aculeatus (three-spined stickleback), 2815 nucleotides long. Its product is annotated as interferon alpha/beta receptor 1b. Gene Ontology annotation, biological process: cytokine-mediated signaling pathway. Lineage: Eukaryota; Metazoa; Chordata; Actinopteri; Perciformes; Gasterosteidae. Gene Ontology annotation, molecular function: protein binding; interferon receptor activity. The record is from RefSeq and is a predicted model, not a curated record. Gene Ontology annotation, cellular component: plasma membrane.